This is a messenger RNA of Exophiala xenobiotica, 2221 nucleotides long. RefSeq lists its product as uncharacterized. The transcript has 2 exons. Bases 313 to 1845 code for a protein of 510 amino acids. NCBI's taxonomy places the organism in Eukaryota, Fungi, Ascomycota, Eurotiomycetes, Chaetothyriales, Herpotrichiellaceae. The record is from RefSeq and is a predicted model, not a curated record. Gene Ontology annotation, molecular function: succinate-semialdehyde dehydrogenase (NAD+) activity.
AGACCGAGGACAGCUGUGGCACGGUAGAGUCCUACUGUCUUCAGUCUUGCAGUCACCCUACAGUACUCGGAAACCCUGGGUGCCUGGGUGCCUGGGUGCCAGAGGGGAAAGGGUCUGCGAUGCGGGGUCAACUUCUCCUCCUCCCUCCUCGGCUCGGACAAAAUGAUGUGCAGCUACACUUACAAUCUUUCUGACUGACUGUCUAGCUUCCCCUUGCUUUACUUCGUUAUUCUAUCCUGUGAUAGGAACCUCGACCAUUUGAUUCUCAUCCAACCAGGCCAGAAAACAGCCUCACCUCCAAUCCCCGUCACAAUGGCCCCAUCACUCCCCUUCGAAUUAAACGACCCGGAUCUCCUUCACCAGGAAUCCUACGUCGAUGGCAAAUGGGUGGGCGCCAAAUCCGGCAAACGGUUCGACAUCGUCGACCCGGGCUCCGACAAGACGUGGGCGUCGUGUCCGGACAAUGCGGUCGAGGACGCCGACGCGGCGAUCCAAUCGUCUUACAAGGCGUUCAAGGAGUACAGCAUCCUCAACCCACGCAAGCGCGCGCAGUUGCUCAUGAAAUGGCACGAACUCAUCACCGCCGCUAAAGACGACCUGGCCAAGAUCCUCACGUACGAGACGGGCAAGCCGCUCGCCGAAGCGUACGGCGAACUCGACUACUCGCUGGGCUUCACGUGGUGGUUCGCGGGCGAGGCCGAGCGGAUCCAAGGGUCGGUCAGCGUUCCAUCCGCGCCAAACCGACGAGUGUUUGUGAUCAAGCAGCCGAUCGGGGUCGCCGUGGCGCUCGUGCCCUGGAAUUUCCCCAUUGCCAUGAUCCUGCGCAAGGCCGGCGCCGCGUUCGCUGCGGGUUGCACCAUGGUCGUGAAGCCGAGUCCCGAGACGCCCCUGACGUGCCUGUCGUUGGCCAACCUGGCCACGCGCGCGGGCUUUGCGCCGGGCGUGUUCAACGUGGUCACGACGAGUCUGGCCAACACGCCGAGCCUGAGCGAGGCCCUAAUCACGCACCCGCUCGUCAAAAAGGUCACGUUCACAGGCAGCACCCGCGUCGGCAAGAUCGUCGCGGGCCUGUGUGCGAAGAACCUGAAGAAAUGCACGUUGGAGUUGGGCGGGAAUUGCCCGUUUAUCGUGUUCGACGACGCCGAUCUCGACCAGGCGCUCGCCCAGUUCAUGGCGCUCAAGUGGCGGCACGCGGGCCAGGCGUGCAUCAGCGCGAACAGGCUGUACGUCCAGGCCGGCGUGUACGAGAAGUUCAGCCAGAUGCUCGUGGCCAAGACCAAGGAACUCAAGGUCGGGCAUGGCGCCGAAAAGGGCACGACCAUGGGCCCCGUCACGACGCCGCGAGGCCUGGCCAAGGCCGAAGAGCAGGCCGCGGACGCCGUCAAGCACGGCGCCAAGAUGCUCCUGGGCACGGGCAGAGCGUACAAGGGCGCGACGGACAAAGAGGGCGCCGGCGAGGGCAAGGGCGUCGGCGGGUAUUUCAUGGACCCGACCAUCUUGGCCGACAUGAACGAGCAGAUGUUGUUGAGUCGCGAGGAGACCUUCGCCCCCGUCGCGGGCAUCUUCAAGUUCGAAAAGGAAGAGGAGGCCGUGAGGUGGGCCAACGAUACGAGUAUGGGCCUCGCCAGUUAUGCCUUUACCAAGAAUGUCGAUCGUGUGUGGAGGAUGUUGGAGAAUCUAGAGGCCGGUAUGAUCGGUUUGAACACUGGAAACGCGUCGGCUGCCGAGUCGCCGUUCGGUGGAAUCAAGGAGAGCGGGUAUGGUAAGGAGUCCGGCAAGGAUGUUGCGGUCAAUGAGUACUUGAUCUCCAAGACGGGCACGUUCACAAUCGCUGGACAGUACUAAGUAGGGUGGAGGAGGGGUGAACACGAACAGACAAUGCGCGGCUACUAAGCAUGAAACGCUGCAGGAGAGAUGUUCUGGAAAUGCGGAAUAUGGGAAAUAUGAAAAUAUACUGCGACACCUCGGAACAUACGGUGCUUGUACAAUUGACAGAGCGCGGUAUGUACAAAGCAAAUGUAGCCAAUGGUGUCCAAUUCGAAGGCUGUAGGAGGGUCAGAACAGAGACCUUUGUAGCUGCGUUCACCGUCAUCGAGCCCGUCUUCCUCUCUUUCAAAUACCCAGGAAAACUAUUCAUGUACCGAACAAUACUAGGUGUUAUUUUAGAAACAGCAAGCUAGCUAUUGAUACUGCCCACAUACCAGAAAAUGAUAUGGUGGAG